This is a messenger RNA of Cololabis saira (Pacific saury), 2828 nucleotides long. It is a transcript of the gene cers2a, whose product is annotated as ceramide synthase 2a. The transcript has 11 exons. The record is from RefSeq and is a predicted model, not a curated record. Gene Ontology annotation, molecular function: sphingosine N-acyltransferase activity; DNA binding. Lineage: Eukaryota; Metazoa; Chordata; Actinopteri; Beloniformes; Belonidae. Gene Ontology annotation, biological process: ceramide biosynthetic process. Gene Ontology annotation, cellular component: membrane. The coding region runs from base 434 to 1585 and encodes 383 amino acids.
CUGCACAUACUAACCAUAAAUCCACUAUAUCUCCGACUGUCUGUCGGGCUGCUCUGCUGACCAAAACUCGGGCCACCAGGAUAAGAAAGUCAACUAAAAAAACAAACUAAACGUACUAUUAUCAUCUCUGGAUUCGCCUUUGAUCGCGACAACGGGAGAGAGUUGCGAGGCAAAAGUGCGACAUUUUCUUUCCCCUCGCUGUUCUCGCGGAGAAUGAGCUGAAGGAAGGGAAAGAAGGGAGAGAAAAGAAGACGAGAUAUCUUCCUGAACGGUCCUGAAGUUGACGGGUUUUUUUCGUGUCGUCUACUACUUCAUGAAGCCUUCUGAACUGGAACAAGGGCAACAAAAAAAAAGCAAACUCUAAGGCUGUGGAGACGUCGAGUGUUUUUUGGAGACAACUUUACUUUCCGGUUCGCCGUGAAGCAGCGAGAGGAUGUUAUCUCAAUUGAGAGAGAUGAUAUGGGCCGACUGGAUUUGGUUCCCCGAAGGCCACGGCUGGGACGACUUAAAGGAUCACGAUGGCAAAGUCUUUCCCAAAACACAAGACCUGUGGGCUACUAUACCCAUAGCCAUCGGCUUCCUCGUCUUGAGACGGAUAUUCGAGCAGACGGUAGCGCUUCCUAUGGCCUCUCUGCUGGGAGUGAAAGAUAAACAGCGUCUUUGUGCUGCUCCAAAUCCCACCCUGGAGGCUCAUUUCUGCUCCACGUCCAAGCAUCCCACUCAGAGCUCCGUAGAGAAUUUAAGUAAACAGACAGGUUGUUCAGUGCGACAGGUCCAGAGGUGGUUCAGACGGCGGAGGAACCAGGACCGGCCCAGCAAGCUGAAAAAGUUCCAGGAAGCAUGUUGGAGAUUUACGUUUUACCUUGUUGCUUUCUUUGCUGGCCUGGCGGUCCUUGUUGACAAACCAUGGUUCUACGACGUGAAACUGAUAUGGGAGAAUUUUCCACAAAUGCCGCUGUUGCCGUCGCAGUACUGGUACUACGUGAUUGAGCUCGGCUUCUACUUCUCACUGCUUUUUAGCGUAGCGUCCGAUGUCAAACGUAAGGAUUUCAAAGAGCAGAUAAUUCACCACAUAGCCACCAUCUCCCUCAUCAGUUUCUCGUGGUUAGUCAACUACAUCCGGGCCGGGACUUUGAUCAUGUUGGUGCACGAUGCCUCUGACUAUCUGAUGGAGUCAGCCAAAAUGUUCAACUACGCAGGUUGGAAAAGAACUUGCAACUUCAUCUUCACUGCGUUUGCGGCAGCUUUCAUCAUCACUCGCCUCAUAAUCCUCCCAUUCUGGAUCAUCCAUACGACGGCCGUGUACCCGCUGAGUCUCUACCGCCCCUUCUUGGGCUUCUACUUCUUCAACGGGCUCAUGGUUGUGCUGCAGAUUCUGCACGUCUUCUGGGCAGCGCUCAUCUUGCGCAUGGUUGUCAAAUUCUUGCCAGGCAAUCAGGAUAUCGUUGAGGACGAACGCAGCGACAAGGAGGAGACAGAGUCUGACGAUGAAGAUGAAAGUCACAUGCAUAAGGAAAAGUCUAAAAAUGGACAUGUGCAGAACGGUCACACUGUCCUCAACAACAACCACAGUAAAAUGGACUGAUUUGGACAUGGAGAGCCAGGGAAAAGGUUACAAAAGGAGGUUUGACGAUGGGACCUCAUCUUGAAGCCAAAGUACGUGAGAAUGUCAUGAUGAAAGAGGCAGCCUGCAGCGCACGUUCAUACCUUUGUCCUCCAUUUCAAAAACCCUGUUAGUCCAGUAUCGCCUCGAUGAAUGACACUAAAUUAAAAGAGAGAGGAGGGGCAGCGAUCUGCUUGGUACCUUUAGCAGCAGAGUUGGUUUUCUAAUGUCCUAUUUCUUCUCACCUCCAGUGUCCUUCUGAUUUCUGCUGAGAUUUUGUGCUGUUGACACGGUGACGUUGCCACAUGUCAAACCUGCCUGCUUGUAGCUUUGUUUUAUUAAUGGAAGUGUUUUCAGGAGACUACGGUUGGGACUGGCACUCCCUCACUGCAGUCUGUUAACACUUUUUUAAGUAUUAAUGACUUUCGACUUGAAAAAUGUUUCGUUUUGAAUUAAAAAAGAAAAAGGCUGCCAACAUUUUUGAUGAGCACUAAUGUGAAUGUGGCAGUGACUUUCCGUGGACCAUAAAUCUCGUACCUAAAGUCCAGAGUUUAAUUCAGUAACAAGUUAGUCCAGGUGUUGCAGCUGCAAUUUUGGAUCUUCACUGUGGAUAAAUAACAAUUUUGUACGAACUGAGAGAAGGUGCUACAUCUGUUACUUGUUCUGAAGUUGUGCCUUUUGUUGGAAGUUUGUCUUAAAAUCCCUUUUCUUCUCAGAAGCAAUACGCAUCAUUUUUAAUAAGUUAAAUAUCUCUUAGUUGUAUGAUUUUUUUUUUUUUUUUUUUUUUUUUUUUAAUUUUAUUUUGGUUUGUUUUAUUUGUUGUUCAGCUCAAUUUCUAUUUGGGAGCAAUUUGUUUGAGCGUUAACCAAAACAGACCGACAGAAGAAUCAGUAGCAUUUCUACUUGGUGCCUUCGCUGCCCUAAAAUGCACUUUACGGCUCUUCUGCAGCUCGGGAUAGACGAAAAUUUAGUAUAUCUGAUUACAUUUUUACAAUUAUUAUUAUUUUAUUUUAUUUUUUUUUAGUUGGGAGAGGUUGUGACUGAUUUAAUUUUCUUUGAUAGGUUCACUUUGUUUAGAAAAGAAAAGUUAAAGGAACUCUCCGAAUCUCCAGUAGACUGAACACCAAAGUAUGGUUUGCAAUUUCCCAUCACCUCUUCAUUUGCAAGUGCCUUCAUCAUUUUAAAGUGUUUAAUGAGCAAAAAAAAAAAAAAAGAAAGAAACCUU